AUGAAGCGUAGAGAUUUUAUAUUGUCUAUGUUUAUCUUCGGUGGUGCAGCUUUAGGUUAUUUCCAUAUUUUUGAUAAGUUUUUUCAGAAAAAUAAAGAGGAACAAGAGUUAUUACAUCAAGACUGGCUUAGAGAAAAGUUUCAAAGCGUUUCAUGUUCAGAUCAAAAAUAUUUAUGUAGUGAUACAUUGCAAUGUGUUAAUCAUCCAGCAAAUUGUCCAUGUCCAUUUCCUACGUCACAAACACGUUGUUCUCUUGGAAACGGAGGGUAUAUAUGUGUAUCAUUGUCAGAAGAGCAUGAUCCGUGCCAAAUUGUUGAACAAUACCGAUCAGGACAUGUUAUUUAAUAAAUCAAUGAAUCAAUAUAACUUAGAAUUUUUA
This is a messenger RNA of Pneumocystis murina B123, 379 nucleotides long. RefSeq lists its product as hypothetical. Lineage: Eukaryota; Fungi; Ascomycota; Pneumocystomycetes; Pneumocystales; Pneumocystaceae. The transcript has 2 exons. The record is from RefSeq and is a predicted model, not a curated record. The coding region runs from base 1 to 345 and encodes 114 amino acids.